Messenger RNA from Pelagomonas calceolata, 531 nucleotides. NCBI's taxonomy places the organism in Eukaryota, Pelagophyceae, Pelagomonadales, Pelagomonadaceae. The record is from the annotation of a GenBank genome assembly.
AUGGGCUUCGUCCGUCCCGAUUUGGCGCCGAACGGGACCAAAUGGUCAGCCGACGGCGGCCACUCCGGUGGCCAGGCUUAUAAGACAGUUGGUUUCUGGGUCGGCAUCAUGUGCGGGCUCGGUUUCAUCGGUCUGGCUGUAUACUGGCUCUACCUGAAACGCCACUACGAGCGCGUCGUCGCAGAGCGCCCGCGCGCCCGAGCGACGGUGGCCCGCGUCGCGCAGAAGCUGGAGGAAGUGCCCACCGAGGUGCGAACAUCCGCGAAGGGCGAGUGUUCGAUCUGCCUCUCGCGCCGGGCUGAAUUCGGCGCUGCGGCCGCGGCGCGGCCGGUCGUCGUCCUGCCGUGCAAACACGCCUUCCAUGCGAAAUGCCUCGAGAACUGGUUCGCGACGAGUCUGGCGCGCCUGUCGGACGCGGACGAUCUCACGUGCCCGCUGUGCCGUCAGGCCGUCCCCGCGGCGCCGCGACGGCGCCUUGACGGCGAGGAGCACAAGGACGCGACGGGCGACGUCGAAUUACGUGGCGUGUAG